AUGGCUGCAUCUUCUACUUCGUCCGCGACACCCACGGCUACACCUUCGAAUAACUCGAACAACCUUCCUCCAGGAGGAGGGAAUGGUGGGCCGACAAGCUCGCCUCUGCUGUUCUUCGUGGCUCUUGGAUUUGGUGUCGUGUUUACGAAUCUAUGGAUCAUCGUAGGAGUUAAGUACUGCUUCCGAUACAAUCAGCGCAACCGACGAGCACAAGCAUUCAAUGAAAAUGGCGAUCCGAUUGACCUUGCGACCAUGCCUAGGCCGCACAGAAGAAGAAGAGAGAAGAAGCUCAUGUCCAUGGAGGAGGUGAACGAACGCUUCCCGCUUACGAAGUACAAGACAUUUUGCGCAUCACGAGAGGCCGAAGGAUUACCGGCUGCUGGAGGUGUGACCGCACCACCUAGUCGUGCAGCAAGUCUGAGAGAUGUGGAAGGUGCGAUUGCAGCAAAAGAGGUCAGAGCAUCCGGGGAUACUGCACGGCCUGCGACGGCUCUAAGCAUUGCGCAACACGAUCAUGCCGAAGCCGCGACAACGGCAGGCGCUGAGCGGCCUUCUAUGCAAGCCGGUGCCGACGACAAGAGCGCACCAGCACCUCCGCUUGAAAAGGCCGCCUUGAUGCGUAGUGAGACCGCAGAUACCGAAGAAACGGCACGACGAAAUGGCUCAGCUGGUACAGCCGCCGAAGAAGACAUGGACGAAGACGAUCCCAUCCGCACCGCCGCACCACCAGAAAUGCUCGCUGUACCAGGUGACGCCUGCGCCAUCUGCCUCGACACCCUCGAAGACGACGACGAUGUUCGCGGUCUGACCUGCGGCCAUGCCUUCCACGGCGCCUGCGUAGACCCCUGGCUCACCUCACGCCGUGCCUGCUGUCCGCUAUGCAAAGCAGAUUACUUCGUCGCAAAACCUCGUGCCGACGGCGGAGCUGGUGACGAUCUGCUCUCCUCAGCCGGCAACCGAAGACCAGUCCGCGGAGUCGGUAUGCCCACCGCACCUGCGCCAACAUGGAUAGGGGGGCGAGCUGGUACGCUCUUUCGCCCUAGGACGAUUUUCACCGGACCGCGUUUCUUCCUCAACGACGAGAUGGAGGGCGAAGAUGCGGCACGACAGGCUGCGUUGGCUGAACAGCAAGCACAGAUUAGGCACGAGAGGUGGCGAACGCCUGCUAUGAGGAUGUUUGGGCUGUUUAGGCGGCCUGCUGCUCCACCACCGGCGACUACGAAUCCUCACGGGUCUGUGGAAGAGACGGGUGUAACACCUGCUGCUCUUGAGGCCGGCGUUAGGACUGUACGGUAG
Molecule: messenger RNA, 1296 nt
Organism: Recurvomyces mirabilis
Lineage: Eukaryota; Fungi; Ascomycota; Dothideomycetes; Mycosphaerellales; Teratosphaeriaceae
Exons: 2
Coding region: 1-1296 (431 amino acids)
Biological process (GO): ubiquitin-dependent protein catabolic process
Molecular function (GO): ubiquitin protein ligase activity
Source: RefSeq, a predicted model, not a curated record